This is a messenger RNA of Cylindrotheca closterium, 1773 nucleotides long. The record is from the annotation of a GenBank genome assembly. Lineage: Eukaryota; Bacillariophyta; Bacillariophyceae; Bacillariales; Bacillariaceae.
AUGCCUCCAAACAAAAGAACCAAUGCCCUCCCACGAACUGGAGCAUCCUCCAAGGUGGGAAAGGGCCGUGACAAGGCCAAGGCCCACAUGCGUUCCGCCGAGACGAUCAAUCGUCUCAAACUCUACAACAGCAGAACUAUUCGCAACAAGAAAGGACGCAUUAUUGGUGGCAACUUCAUGAUGGGAGACCGUGCUGGAGAUAGAGAAAUCACAGGGGAGACUGGUCGAAUCGCACCCGAUCGUCGCUGGUUCGGUAAUACCCGUGUCGUCGAUCCGAAGCAGCUUGAUACCUUUCGACAAGAAAUGACAGAAAAGGUGGCCGACCCUUAUUCUGUCGUCUUGAAGCGAAAGAAGCUUCCCAUGGGUCUCUUGCGCGAGGCCGCGGAUCGGGAAGCUCCUCCGAGUCAAGCCUUCUUGCAGCAAGAGCCAUUUGAGCAUGCAUUUGGGUCCAAGAACCGGCGGAAGCGUGUCAAAUUGGACCAACUGAUGUUGGCCCGAAAAGAUGAGACUGGCGAAAAGGAAGAACGUGCCAAAGGAGGUAGAGCAGAGGUCGUGGAAAAUAUCGUGGAGGAAGAUGAAAUCAAUGCCUACGGCAAGCUUCUAUCAGUUGCCAAGACAAGUCAUGACACUUACGAAUCUCGAAACAAUCGUGAAGGUAUUGUUCCAUGGGGUCGAGAUGCCAACUUGGUCCGAACAUCUGGAGAAAACAUUGACUGGCGUCACGAAAAGAAGGACGAUUUGUUCCUCAAGGGUCAAUCCAAACGUAUUUGGGCAGAAUUCUUCAAGGUGGUAGACUGUUCUGAUGUUGUCCUUCACGUGAUCGAUGCUCGGAAUGUUCCAGGAACCAGAUGCACAAUGAUCGAGAAGCACAUUCGCGACAAUGCCUCGCACAAGCACUUGGUCUACAUCUUGAAUAAGGUUGAUUUGGUUCCAAACUGGGUGGCAAAGCGAUGGAUGGGAGAAUUGGCUAAAGAACGCCCAACCAUUGCCUUCCACGCUUCCAUGACUCAUGCUUUCGGAAAGGGAGCAUUGAUUAGUUUGCUGCGUCAAUUCGGCAAACUUCACAGCGACAAGAAACAAAUCAGUGUGGGUGUGAUUGGAUACCCAAAUGUCGGAAAGAGUAGUGUCAUUAAUACACUCAUCUCGAAGAAGUCUUGUAAUGUUGCGCCAGUACCUGGUGAAACCAAGAUUUGGCAAUACAUCACGUUGUUCAAGAGAAUCUCUCUGAUCGAUUGUCCAGGAGUUGUUGUCGAUACUGCUGGAGACAGCGAAACAGACUCUGUUCUGAAGGGAGUUGUCCGUGCAGAACGAUUAGAGAAUCCUGAGGAUUUCGUUAUCACGAUUUGCGAAAAGGUGAAGCGUGAGCAUAUCGCCGCCCAGUACAAGCUGGACAAAAAGGACCAGAAGUGGGAAACCCAUCUGGAGCUCAUGGAUGCCGUUGCAACUAGAACAGGUCGUCUAAGAAAGGGUGGAGAACCUGACAUAAGAAGUGCUGCAAUCAUGAUCAUCAACGACUUUCAACGCGGCCGACUUCCGCACUUUGUGGCACCACCCGAAUUGAAGGAAAAGGAAGAAGUGGCUGAUACUGCCAAGAUCGAGGGACUCGAUGAAGUGGGUCAAAAUCUCGAUAAGGUUGGCGAGGAAAACAUGAAGGACGAUUCCGAAACCGAUCCUGCCGAAGGGAAAUCAAAAGCAGCUAGCGACGAAGGUUCCGAUCAAUCAGACGACGAAGGGGACGAGCCUCAAGUAGGCGAGGGCGAGUGGGACGAUUAG